AUGGCCCAAACAACGGCCGCAUCGAGCGCCGACGCCGACGCUGGCGUGGAGGAGCCUGAACUCCUGUCAGACAGCGAAGACGAGUUUAUGUCAGCCUGCUCCGACCUCAGCAGUGAUGAAGAGGAAGGCGACGAGGUCGAUGGUGAUUCACCCUCUGGGGAUGAUGCUGAUCCUAAUACUGGUGACACUUUUGAUCGUAGCUCUGGUGUCGGGGCUGAUGAUACCAUUUUUAAGACCCCAGCCGCUCGCCGCAGUACCCACGGCUCAUCUCGCGAGGGGAGCCGGCGCCGGCGCUCUCGUGAUCCCGAUCAUGGAGAACCGCGCCGCAUCAGUUUUAACUCGGACAUUUUGCAGCUAGAUGACGACGCUGCCGACUCGUGGCUGGAUCUGCCCCCACCAGGCAGCCACCUGGAUCGCACUCGCUCCCCCAGCUUGACCAGCGAAAUGCUCGAGCAACUCACCCUCGAGUCCCAGCGGAGCCAUUCUGGCCUCGACAUUGUUGAAGAGGUGGAGGAGGUCGUGCCCAUGCCAGCCUCGGCCUCCCAUGCAGCCGCUGCCCUCCGAGCCACUACUCCUCGUCAAAUGGUUCAUUCCGCUCCGCCCACGGUCUUGCCCGAAAAAACACAAACUAACACUGGGCCGGCUGACGACAGUUCUAGCCCAGCCCCCGUCGCCCCGGCCCGCCGCCGCAAGACCAGUCAGCGUCAACAAGCUGGGGUCACGGCUUCCAGUCCAGCAAAUUCCGACAACCACAGCUCCCGUUCUAAACCCACUCCUCGCGUGCUCACGUUACUUCCCCCAGCUUCCGAUGCACCCGCCCCUGUGGCACCGCCUCGCCGACGCCGUCAGAAGAGCACGGAUACUGCCGUAGCACAUGAUUCUACGACAAGUCUCGACAGCGGCAAUCAGACGCCCCUUGGAGCCUCCAUGUCAGCCGAUCCGCUCGGAUCAGCCGAAGCGCUCUCAAGAAGCGUUGCCGAAACGCCUGUCGACCCCACACCCACCGUGAGCCUGGGCAGCAGCCUUGACCAACCAUCUGAAAGCGUGCCCGAGCUAGGGUCGGCUGCCAAGACGACUGCAAGGGCGGCUACUAAAUCUUUUCCCGUCUGCCCUACUGGCAGCGAUGAGGACUUGAGCAAUGUGGCUGUCCUACCGCGCACCGCAUCGGGACGCGUCAUGUCGGAUGACGAUGUCCUUCGUCGCGUUCGCCUCAAAUGCUUGGACACGGGUGAAAUCAUGACCCUCGCCGAGGCGGACGCCAUCCUCCCCAAAAUGCUGAGCCCACUAGCGCUGCAAGUCAUCCGGCGUACCAAUGAACUCAACCUCUCACGCACGCCUUCCACAGACGCUGUCGAUCCCGACAAUGAGGAUGGCACGUCCUCCACAACCCGCUCUCGGGUGAAGCGCGCCCUGUCACGCGCCAAAACCUCGGUUUCCAACGCCAAAAACCGUGCCCUGCGGCGGCUGCAGGACGCACGUGAGAACCGCAACUCGCUUGAUGACGCAGACGGACUGACCAAAGUCAGCUCCCACGUCAAAGACCGCCCACGCGUCUUUCGUUACGUACGCAUGACCCAGGAUAUCCCGGCGGGCCAUCAGGGCUCGAUCUGGGCCAUGCGCUUCAGUGCUGACGGCCGACUCAUGGCCACGGCUGGUCAGGAUCGUCUCGUGCGCGUCUGGGUAGUACAAGAGCACUUUGAGGCUAUGCACGCGAAGCUUCUCAAGGAAACUGCCGAUCCCAGCUUUCGCACUAAGGAUUUUGGGCCCGCCUCAGAAUCGGACGUCUUCCACCCCACGCCGCUGCUCGAGCUACAUGGACAUACGGCCGAUGUCCUUGACGUAUGCUGGGCGCCUUCGGAGGAAAAUCACGUCCUCCUCUCUUCCAGCAUGGACAUGACAGUGCGUCUGUGGCAUUUGCGCCGCUCCAGCCCCGUGGCCACGUUUACACAUAGCGAUUUUGUCACCGCCCUAGCCUUUCAUCCCAAGAAUGAGAUGUAUUUUUUGAGUGGCUCGCUUGACGGCAAGCUUCGGUUGUGGAACAUCAUGCAACGCAAGGUGGUUCAUGAGGCUGAAGUUACGGGUGGUGAAAGCAACCUUGUGACGGCAGCCACCUUCUGCAAGGAUGGUAGCUAUGUUGUGGCCGGCACAUAUGAUGGGCGCUGCGUCUUCUUCAAGACCGCCGCCAAAAUGCGCUACCACACACAAUUGCAGCUCAUGCCGGGCAAGAAGAAGCGUUGCAAAGUCAGCGGCAUCAUGCCUUCGCAUGAUCAGCGCCAGCUCCUUAUCACCACAAAUGAUUCGCGUCUUCGUGUGUUUGAUCUCUCCGACCUGUCUCUCGUCUGCAAGUACAAAGGCUUCACCAAUCAUAGCUCACAGAUUGCAGCCUCCUUCAGGUACUGCGAUGCCCCCCAAACCCCACCCCCUUCCAUACUGGCCAUCCCCACACCACGCCUUUUUACCGCUUACAAUCUCACACGGCCCUCGCUUGUGGACAUGCCGUGCUUGUCUUUUACCAAUAGUUCCAAUGGCGCCUAUAUCGUCUGCGGCUCUGAAGACCAACGCAUUUACCUGUGGGAGUGCCACCGUGAUCCGCCAGCUAACAAUCGACGCUGGCGUCGCGACAAGAAUGGCGAGUACUACGCCUUUGCUGCUCAAGCAGCCGUGACGACCGUGGCCACCUUUGGCUCCAGCCAGCUCCAGGCCAUCACGAAUAGCAUCACCAUUGUCUCGGCUGACUUGACUGGCGCUAUUCGUGUUCAUGUCAACGUGCCCAGAGCAGACUCUCUCAAACGAUGA
Molecule: messenger RNA, 2796 nt
Organism: Monosiga brevicollis MX1
Lineage: Eukaryota; Choanoflagellata; Craspedida; Salpingoecidae
Exons: 3
Coding region: 1-2796 (931 amino acids)
Molecular function (GO): protein binding
Source: RefSeq, a predicted model, not a curated record